AUGGUACGCCUUCUGUCCCAAUCAUUGCGCCCCUACCUUCAAUGCGUCCGUUCAUCUCUGACCGCCGCUCUCUCACUGUCCAACUUCGCCUCCCAGGCGUCAGAAAGACACAAUGUCCCGGAAAUCGAAGCACAAAGCUCCCCAGAAGUCUUGUUGAACCCACUCACAGUUGCUCGCAACGAGAAUGAGAAAGUAUUCAUAGAACCCAGUGUCAACAGCGUGCGAGUCAGCAUAAGGAUAAAGCAGGCAGACGAGAUUGAGAACAUCCUUGUCCACAAGUUCACUCGUUUCCUGACCCAACGUGCGGAAUCCUUCUUCAUUCUGCGGCGCAAGCCGGUCAAAGGAUACGAUAUCUCAUUCUUGAUCACCAACACUCAUACCGAAGAAAUGCUCAAGCAUAAGUUGGUGGAUUUCAUUAUUCAGUUCAUGGAGGAGGUCGACAAGGAAAUAUCGGAAAUGAAGCUCUUCCUGAACGCCCGAGCCAGAUUUGUUGCUGAGUCAUUCUUGACUCCGUUUGACUAG
Molecule: messenger RNA, 522 nt
Organism: Cladophialophora yegresii CBS 114405
Lineage: Eukaryota; Fungi; Ascomycota; Eurotiomycetes; Chaetothyriales; Herpotrichiellaceae
Product: actin-like protein 2/3 complex subunit 4
Exons: 5
Coding region: 1-522 (173 amino acids)
Biological process (GO): Arp2/3 complex-mediated actin nucleation; actin filament polymerization
Cellular component (GO): actin cytoskeleton; Arp2/3 protein complex
Molecular function (GO): actin filament binding
Source: RefSeq, a predicted model, not a curated record